Zychaea mexicana is the source of this 800-nucleotide messenger RNA. RefSeq names its product V-type proton ATPase proteolipid subunit. The record is from RefSeq and is a predicted model, not a curated record. Gene Ontology annotation, biological process: proton transmembrane transport. Gene Ontology annotation, cellular component: proton-transporting V-type ATPase, V0 domain. Lineage: Eukaryota; Fungi; Mucoromycota; Mucoromycetes; Mucorales; Lichtheimiaceae. The transcript is spliced from 6 exons. Gene Ontology annotation, molecular function: proton-transporting ATPase activity, rotational mechanism. Bases 172 to 660 code for a protein of 162 amino acids.
UUUCUCUUCUUCCACUCACCCCCUUUGACUUGGUUCUCUAUAUUCCCCGUCUUUACUUUUUAAAACCGUAAUUGUCUUUUUUCCUUGCUCUUACAAAAACCGCUCUACGUGCUCUUGUUAUUAAAUACUUGUUUUAUAAUAGCUCUCCAAAUACCAUAAAGAAAUAUAACAAUGGCUGAUUACUGCCCUGUCUACGCCCCCUUCUUUGGCACCAUGGGAUGCACUGCCGCUAUCGUCUUUAGCUGUCUCGGAGCCGCGUACGGUACCGCCAAGUCUGGUGUCGGUCUUUCGGCCAUGGGCGUCCUUCGCCCCGACUUGCUCAUCAAGUGUAUUAUUCCCGUUGUCAUGGCUGGUAUCUUGGGUAUCUAUGGUGUCGUCGUCAGUGUCUUGCUGUCCGGUGGUCUUGCACUGAAGCAAACGCUGUUUGCUGGUUUCAUUCAGUUCGGCGCUGGUUUGAGCGUCGGUCUUUCCUGCUUGGCUGCAGGUAUUGCUAUUGGUAUCACGGGUGACGCUGGUGUCCGUGCUACUGCUCAACAACCCAGAAUGUUCGUCGGCAUGAUUUUGAUUCUCAUUUUCGCUGAAGUCUUGGGUCUGUACGGUCUUAUUGUCGCACUGAUCUUGAACACCAAGGCAUCCGGUACCGAAAGCAUCUGCGCUUAGAAAGGAAGAAGAAAAAGAAUAACCGAGAGGGAGAUGUAGCUUUUUUUUUCUUUUCUUUCGUUUUGUACGUGUAAAAAAAAAAGAACUUCAUAUUCCUUUAUUAAAAGAUAACAGCACAACACAAUAUCACAUCACCAGCU